Molecule: messenger RNA, 3481 nt
Organism: Condylura cristata (star-nosed mole)
Lineage: Eukaryota; Metazoa; Chordata; Mammalia; Eulipotyphla; Talpidae
Gene: BNC2
Product: basonuclin 2
Exons: 7
Coding region: 96-3353 (1085 amino acids)
Biological process (GO): regulation of DNA-templated transcription
Cellular component (GO): nucleus
Source: RefSeq, a predicted model, not a curated record
CCGAGGAGCGAGAGGCGGCCGAGGGGCUGGUCCAGGCGCGGCCGCUAAGAGGAGACCAAGAGGCGGGGGCUGCACUUGACAACCAGCAUGCCGAGAUGUCAGAAGAGGCAGAAGUGGAUGUGAGAGAAAGAGAGACACUGAGAGACAGAGAGCCAAAGAGGGCAAGAGACUUGACUUUAAGAGACUCCUGUACUGACAACUCCAUGCAGUUCGGAACCAGAACGACAACGGCUGAACCAGGGUUCAUGGGGACAUGGCAAAACGCUGACACUAACCUCUUAUUCAGAAUGUCCCAACAGGUUCCAGUGGCAUGUGCUGGCAGAGUGCUGGGUGCAGACUUUUGCCCAAACCUGGAGGAGCCAGACCAGAGGCUGGAAGUCCAGGCCAUCCGCUGCACACUGGUGAACUGCACGUGUGAGUGUUUUCAGCCGGGAAAGAUUAACCUGAGGACUUGCGAUCAGUGUAAACAUGGCUGGGUGGCACACGCCUUGGAUAAGCUCAGCACACAGCACCUGUACCACCCCACCCAAGUGGAGAUUGUGCAGUCCAACGUGGUAUUUGACAUCAGCAGCUUGAUGCUCUAUGGGACACAGGCAGUGCCUGUGCGGCUAAAGAUCCUGCUAGACCGACUCUUCAGUGUCCUGAAGCAAGAGGAGGUGCUGCACAUCCUGCAUGGUCUGGGCUGGACUCUGCGCGACUAUGUCCGGGGGUACAUCCUUCAGGAUGCUGCCGGCAAGGUGUUGGACCGCUGGGCUAUCAUGUCUCGAGAAGAGGAAAUCAUCACCCUUCAGCAGUUUCUGCGAUUUGGAGAAACCAAAUCCAUUGUGGAGCUGAUGGCAAUUCAAGAGAAAGAAGGGCAGGCUGUAGCUGUACCAUCUUCAAAGACAGACUCAGACAUCAGGACUUUCAUUGAGAGCAAUAAUCGCACCAGGAGUCCCAGUCUUCUUGCUCACCUAGAGAAUAGCAACCCUUCCAGCAUCCAUCACUUUGAAAACAUCCCAAACAGCCUCGCAUUUCUGCUUCCAUUCCAGUACAUAAACCCAGUCUCAGCCCCACUGCUUGGAUUGCCUCCCAAUGGGCUACUCUUAGAGCAACCAGGACUGAGGCUACGGGAACCAAGCCUUUCAACCCAGAAUGAAUAUAAUGAGAGCAGUGAAUCUGAAGUGUCUCCCACACCUUAUAAAAGUGAUCAGACACCCAAUAGGAAUGCCCUAACCAGCAUUACUAAUGUGGAACCCAAGACCGAGCCAGCCUGUGUGUCCCCCAUUCAGAAUUCUGCUCCAGUUAGUGAUCUGACCAAAACUGAACACCCAAAAAGCUCAUUCCGGAUUCACCGGAUGAGAAGGAUGGGGUCAGCCUCUAGGAAAGGAAGAGUGUUCUGUAACGCAUGUGGGAAGACAUUCUAUGACAAGGGUACUCUCAAAAUUCAUUACAAUGCUGUUCACCUGAAGAUUAAACAUCGAUGCACCAUAGAAGGUUGCAAUAUGGUCUUUAGUUCCCUCCGAAGCCGUAAUCGCCACAGUGCAAACCCUAACCCUCGCCUUCACAUGCCUAUGCUACGGAAUAACCGAGACAAAGAUUUGAUUCGGGCUACGUCAGGAGCCGCCACCCCUGUCAUAGCAAGUACAAAAUCAAACCUAACACUCACAAGCCCUGGCCGGCCUCCGAUGGGUUUUACCACUCCCCCACUAGACCCUGUCUUACAGAAUCCUCUCCCUAGCCAGCUGGUAUUUUCUGGGCUAAAGACUGUCCAACCAGUUCCUCCAUUUUAUAGAAGUUUACUCACUCCAGGGGAAAUGGUCAGUCCUCCAACCUCUCUCCCAACCAGUCCCAUCAUUCCAACCAGUGGUACUAUAGAGCAGCAUCCCCCACCACCCUCUGAGCCAGCAGCACCAGUCAUGAUGAUGGCUGCUCACGAGCCCAGUGCCGACCUGGCACCCAAGAAGAAGCCCAGGAAGUCCAGCAUGCCUGUGAAGAUAGAGAAGGAGAUUAUAGACACCGCUGAUGAGUUUGAUGACGAAGAUGAUGACCCUAAUGAUGGUGGAGCCGUAGUCAAUGACAUGAGCCACGACAAUCAUUGCCACUCCCAAGAGGAGAUGAGCCCAGGCAUGUCUGUGAAGGACUUUUCUAAGCAUAGCAGGACCCGGUGCAUUUCAAGGACUGAAAUAAGAAGGGCUGACAGCAUGACAUCUGAGGACCAAGAGCCUGAGCGAGACUAUGAGAACGAGUCUGAGUCCUCAGAGCCCAAACUCGGUGAGGAAUCCAUGGAAGGGGAUGAGCACAUUCACAGUGAAGUGAGUGAAAAGGUCUUGAUGAACAGUGAGAGGCCAGAUGAGAACCACAGUGAGCCCUCUCACCAAGACGUCAUCAAGGUGAAAGAAGAAUUUACAGAUCCCACUUACGACAUGUUUUACAUGAGCCAGUAUGGACUGUACAAUGGUGGGGGCGCCAGCAUGACUGCCCUGCAUGAAAGUUUCACAUCUUCUCUGAAUUAUGGCAGCCCUCAAAAGUUCUCCCCAGAAGGUGAUCUGUGUUCUAGCCCAGACCCCAAAAUCUGUUAUGUGUGCAAGAAGAGUUUCAAAAGCUCCUACAGUGUGAAACUUCACUACAGGAACGUUCACUUAAAAGAGAUGCAUGUCUGCACGGUGGCUGGCUGCAAUGCUGCCUUCCCCUCUCGCCGAAGCAGAGACAGACACAGUGCCAACAUAAAUCUGCAUCGUAAACUGUUGACCAAAGAACUCGAUGACAUGGGCCUGGACUCAUCGCAGCCCUCCCUUAGCAAGGACCUCCGGGAUGAAUUUUUGAUGAAGAUCUAUGGUGCCCAGCACCCCAUGGGGCUCGAUGUCAGGGAAGACACCUCCUCUCCCGCGGGGACAGAAGACUCCCACCUGAACGGGUAUGGCAGAGGCAUGGCGGAGGACUACAUGGUCCUUGACCUGAGCACCACCUCCAGCCUCCAGUCCAGCAGCAGCAUCCAUUCCUCCAGAGAAUCCGAUGCAGGCAGCGACGAGGGGAUUCUUCUCGAUGACAUUGAUGGGGCGAGUGACAGUGGGGAGUCAGCACACAAGGCUGAGGCCCCUGCCCUCCCUGGCAGCCUAGGGGCUGAAGUUUCAGGAUCUCUGAUGUUCAACAGCUUGUCCGGGAGCAAUGGUGGGAUCAUGUGCAACAUUUGCCACAAAAUGUACAGCAACAAGGGGACCUUAAGAGUGCACUACAAAACUGUGCAUUUGCGAGAAAUGCACAAGUGCAAAGUCCCCGGUUGCAAUAUGAUGUUUUCCUCUGUGCGAAGCCGAAAUCGGCACAGUCAGAACCCUAAUCUCCACAAAAACAUUCCCUUCACUUCAGUAGAUUAGUCUCAGAACGGACACUACAAAUGCCAGCUCUCACCAGAUGGCCUACAUAUUUGAACUGCCAUAGUCAGUGUGUGCUUGUGUACUUGGGGGUGUGUGCUUUGUGUGUGUGUGUGUAUACACAUAUAUGC